AUGGAUCAGUCGCACAUAAAAGCUCGACGCCUCGUUACUUAUGGCUCAUCUGCGCGACAACAACCCCCUGCGGAAGCGGCUGACGUGCGUAGUGAUCGCGCUGGCCCGGCGCGACUGUCGCGCACGUUGACCGGCGAACAGCCUAAGAACAAUCGUCAGCGCAAGCUUCCCAACUCAGAGAAAACACUUAAACCCAAUCUCUCAGUGAAAUCGCGCAAUUCUGGAGAAGACAGCAUCUACGAUCUGCCCUCCUCAGAUGAGGAGAAUUCGGGACGCGGAGCUCAGCGUAAGCGCCGGCGACAUGGUGGUGAGGCGGAUAAAAGUGCUGCAACUUCCCAUGUUCGCCUGUCUGGGCAAGCGCUCGUCGUUUCUGGGAGCUCAGGCCCAGAACCUAGAUCGAUCUCGACGGCCCCCGGGGAGGCGGAAUUCAAGUCGUCAAUCAAGACAACCCAACCUCGCGCAUUGCAAAACGGAUCACCCCGGGCAGAGUUGCAGUCUCGGGAGAGAAAGCUUCACCAGUCGCCAGUUCCGAAAGAUACCGGUCGAAGCCCACGAGUGCCCACCAGCGCCGCCACAACGACGACGACAGCAACAACAACAACAAAGAACAAAGACCCACGGCAAACGGUGCUUGGAACGGUGAACAAGACACUCAUUGCGGCAAAAACAAGGGAUGACGGGUGUGGGAGUGUGUACGCCAGUUCCAAAGGGGAGUCUCAGUCAUCGAAUUCACAGAAGCUGUCAAGGAAUUGUGGGAUGCCAAAAACCCCCACUCGCAAGAGACUGAUUGACACACUCGGCACACCAGAGCGAUCACUGGACGCCUCCUCAGUCACACCCAAUACCAGCCCGUCAUCCACGCCAUCGACGGCUCAAAGCGCUCGCAAUCUCAGCAAGGCACCGUCGCCAAUCCUGCGGCCGGACAUGACAUUGACGGACCAGGAACAGGACUCGACGAGGGCGGCGGCGCCACCACAUCUCACCGGUUCUAGGGUCACAUAUGCACGCCAGCGAUCGUUUUUGGAUGAUCUAGUCCUGUCAGCUGGUCUGUCAGGACAAGGGGACUCGGAGUCUGACAUAAUCUCGAAUUCGCAGCCACGAGAACUGGACUGCCUUCUCCCGCGCACGCGCCCAAUUGAAGUCGAGGAACUGAGCCAAGAAGAUGGAGCCGUGCGAAGUAUUCAUGAGCUCCGUCGGGCAGGAGGAAACGCGCGGUAUCGCGGUGCGAUUGAAUCCAUAUUCGAGGAUCUCGAGGAUUUCAGUCUCUCGGCGUCGGGCCGAUGCAGUGCUCUUAUCCAGCUAUGUGAGAAGAUGCUCGACGCAAAAUCAGCGCGUCAAUUUGCCGAGUGCAAUUUCGACAAGCGACUUGUUGAAAGCCUCUCGAGUGAGCUUGGGACAGUCUCAGCUGCGCUCGCGCUCUGUGUGUUCAGUCUCUCGUCUCUUGGAAGACCCAUCCCGCACAUUCUUGCAUCUGCGGCAUUACCGAGAUUGCUCGAAGUCUCCCCAAAGCUUUUACCCGUCCGCCAAGAUCUGGGGCUGGUCGCGCGUGAUCAAAAUGCCAACCUGUCCAAGUCUACACAAACAUCGGUACAUGAUCUUGCGCUCAAAGUCAAAACAACCUUGUUCCCUAGUGACUUGGUAUCGGUACUUUCCCCGUGCCUCUUGGCACUCCAUACCCUUAAUUUGACUCUCUCAGCGAUCCAGAGCAAGGGCGAGAUUCCGGAGGGUAUCUCCACGCCCACUCUUCAUGGGGUUGUGAACGUGUUGCUUUCGGAGAAGGAUUGUAUGCAAGACCAGGGUUCUCGCAGCCAAGAGGGCUAUCGAUCUUUGAGAUUGUCUCUGUCCAUUAUUGAGGCCUACAGCGUUCUCGACACUCAGAGCCAAGACGAUCAGCGUGACGUGCUCGGGGCCCUCGCCGACCUGCAUGAUCUCCUUCGAAUUGAGAAAAGUCCAAAUUCAGAAAAUCAUCAAGUACAAACGCUCUAUCUCCGGGUUCUUCUGAAUAUCACCAACAGCAACCCGGCACUCUGCGAUACAUUUGCGACCGCAAAUAUGAUUGACAAUUUGUCCGCGAUUGCGGUGACCCAGUUCGGCCACCUCACCGAAAACAGCCUUGCACAGGAUAAUGGUUCUCUUAACACCGUGAUUUUGGCCCUUGGUGCACUUAUCAACAUGGUGGAAAAAAGCGCUGCAUCGCGCAGGAUGUUUCUACGGUCAACCUCCGCGCCACAAUCAAUUCUUGAUCAAUUACUUCGACUCUUCUCGGCGCGUGUUGAUUCUAUCGCCAAGGUGAGGGUCCCUUUGGAUGUUUCACAUGCACUUUUGCGUACGAAUGCUGACUACAAUAUUCAUCAGGCUCACUCGGUUGUGGAGGUUCACCACAACGUUGCGGUGGGAUAUCUGGCCGUUCUGCUUCUAGCACUUUGUCUUGACGGAGAAGCGCGGUCACAAAUCCAAGAAUCACUCAAGCCGCAGGGACUCGCCAGCAUCAUGUCCACGGUCAAUGAGUUUUUGCAACACCAUCGGAGAAUUGAACAGGAAAUACAAUCGGCCUCGGUCAGGAAAGAAGCAAGUGGAUUUUUGGUCCGACUUCAGGAUCUGGUCAAUGAGGUUCAACGCAUCGAUAAUGAAUGA
Penicillium oxalicum is the source of this 2634-nucleotide messenger RNA. Its product is annotated as WAPL family protein. The transcript has a single exon. Bases 1 to 2634 code for a protein of 877 amino acids. Gene Ontology annotation, biological process: regulation of chromosome condensation. The record is from RefSeq and is a predicted model, not a curated record. Lineage: Eukaryota; Fungi; Ascomycota; Eurotiomycetes; Eurotiales; Aspergillaceae.